CUUCGUGAUAUCGUCCAACAAUUAGCACCCAUAAAAUUAUUAAUUCAGAGAAAAUAUGAGCUGUUGAAAAGGAGUCCGGAUAAUUAAGAAGGAAUGAUGAAAUUUUCUUAUGUAAGUGAUUGAAAUUUCUACUGCGAAAAUGGUGCGCAAUUGUUGUGUCAAGGGCUGCAAAUCCUUGUGGCAUCCCACUGCUAACCUCUCGUUCUUCCGGUUUCCUUUCAAGACGCCACAACUUAUGGAAACGUGGUUGGCAGUUGUCCCUAGUAAAGGGAACAUUUCGAAGACGUCAGUUGUUUGUAAUAAACAUUUCCAAAAUUUCGAUUUUAAUCAUGAAGGGUCUCGGAGAACUUUGAAAGAUAUUGCUGUGCCGAGUAUUUUCCCAAGUGAUGGUUCGAUGAGUGUUGCACGUGCAUGUCCUGAAGGGGCUGCUCACCAAACAAUGGAUGUUGGAGCAGACUCAAGUGAACAAAAUACAACGACUGUUUUGAAAACCAAUGACGUCUUGCCUGACUUAACAAAUGUGACACGCAUUGGAGGAAAUAUCAAGCUGGAUGAUCCAGUGAUUUUGGAGAACUUGGACCAAGGGCAGCACUGCCAACCAAAGUCGAAGGCAAAUAUUACACCACCGAAUUACGUCACGAUGCCGAGAGAAACAGCGGAUGCCAUGCGUCGACAAAUAAUCAUUCUUCAAAAAAAAAAAAUCGGCUACUUGAACGAAAAUACCGUAAUGUCACUGAGUUAGUAAAAGACCUGAAGAGGAAAAGUAAUUGUACAGAAGAUUUAGAGAGAGUACUGAUGCAGCGAUUUUCAAAUUUUAAUUUGGAACUUUUUAGAAGUGAAAUUAAUAACAACAAUGUUCCCAAAACUCUGGUACUGGAGACAUUGCAUGGGUGUUGUGAACCUCAUGAGAUGAAGAUUAUAAAAGCAAUUGCAAGUGAUUAUACCAAACUACGAUUGAGGAGUUAUGCUAAAACUCAAACACUAGAAGUUUGAGGCUCUAAAGUGACUGUUCAACAAAAGUUGACCAAAACAAUUCUGUUUUAUAACGUUCGAAUGUUUAUGGAUAGUUAGAAAGGUUAUGUGAUAUACAUGAUGAAA
Diachasma alloeum is the source of this 1098-nucleotide messenger RNA. Its product is annotated as THAP domain-containing protein 3. The transcript has 4 exons. Lineage: Eukaryota; Metazoa; Arthropoda; Insecta; Hymenoptera; Braconidae. Gene Ontology annotation, molecular function: sequence-specific DNA binding. Bases 140 to 742 code for a protein of 200 amino acids. The record is from RefSeq and is a predicted model, not a curated record.